Molecule: messenger RNA, 906 nt
Organism: Oikopleura dioica
Lineage: Eukaryota; Metazoa; Chordata; Appendicularia; Copelata; Oikopleuridae
Source: the annotation of a GenBank genome assembly
AUGAAGAUUUUUCACACUCUCGUUUUAGGGCUUGCCCAAGCAAACCAGAGAUCAAAAGACUUUUGUAUGAACACAAUUGAGCUUCCAUGCGCAGAGAACGAAAACUGUCCGAGAUGGAAAUGUCCGGAAGGAACAGGGCAUGGAAAAACAUGCGAGCAGUUUUGCUCAAUAACGAACGCAGAAGCUGUUGGAAUACGAACAUGUGUAUGUUAUCGACAAAGUGGUCCUAUAAGACUGUUUAUCGGAUGCAGAUGGGUCGAAAAAAUUGAUGAAACAUGUCCUACUGUGGCUCCUCCUGAACCUGAGCCGAAGCCACUUUCAAAUAUUAUCCGUCGCCGUCCAGUUUACUCAGCUUCGGUUGUCAGAAAAUCAUCCGCUCCAACAAGAGAUGUCACAACGAACAAUGUCAGUAUCUUCCGAGCGAUGGGAGUGCAAAAGCCAACACUUCAUCCACCAACAACCAAAACUACUUCUACGACGACAGUGACACCGGAACACAAUCAACGUGAAACGAAAUAUCCCUCAAUGGCGUCGCUGGGCAUUAAACUUGAAGAUUUCAAGGUUAAUCUGAAGUCUGCGGCUGGUAGUAAUAAUGAGAAGACAUUCGGGAACCGAUCAGAAGCUUAUUCGAACUGCCCGUCUAUUGACGAAGAUUCCAUUUGCGAAAAUGACGGCUUCACUCUGCGCUGUCAUGUCAACUGCAGAAACCGAAAUAAGGUGAACAAAUGCGUCUGCGUAAAUGGCAACUGUAAAUGGAGCUCGACAUGUGGCAUUUUGAAUGGGAGAAGUAGAAUUUCGCCGGAAAAGGAGACAGUUGAUUCGAUAAGGACCAUAAAGAUUCAAGACGGUACAUUUAUCAACUUGAGAGACUUCAUCGACUACAUCUCGACUUGGGUAGAGAAAUAA